GUCGGAGGCUGGGCGCGAUCCGUUCUUGCUGUAAUUUUCAGUUGGUCUUCGGACCUCAGGCGGUUAAGACGUGGUUUGUCUUUUUUGUAUUUUUUUUUAAAUGGGGAGCUGGUGAAAUAGCGUGAUGGGGGCGGCAUCAGACGGCUUCAGUGCCGACUGGCUGCGCGCGCAGGUGGCCGCGUGUCGCGAGUCGCGCAAGCUAGUGCUCGUCAUCGUGGCCAUAGCCUUACUUCUGGACAACAUGCUGCUAACCACUGUUGUCCCGAUCAUCCCGGAGUUCCUCUACGACAUUAGACACCCGGAUGCUCCGCUGUCCAUGUCUCUCGACACGACCGCAGCCCCCACGCCCUACUGCCCCUGUCUCAACAACAGCCUCGCCAUCAGCAACGCCACGCAAGUCAACAUCACAGCCCAGAAAGAAGCCCGCCACCAAGAAUUAGUCCACGAGACGGUUGAAGUCGGAGUGAUGUUCGCUAGCAAGGCCAUCGUACAACUCCUCACUAACCCCUUUGUGGGGCCGCUGACGCAUAAAAUCGGCUACAGUAUCCCAAUGUUCACUGGAUUCAUACUCAUGUUCCUGUCCACACUGAUCUUCGCCUUCGGUCGCUCAUAUAGCGUCCUCUUUAUCGCACGCGCGCUGCAAGGCAUCGGUUCGUCCUGCUCUUCCGUUUCUGGCAUGGGCAUGUUGGCAGAACGGUAUCCUGAUGACAAAGAACGCGGCAACGCAAUGGGUAUAGCUCUCGGAGGCUUGGCUCUUGGCGUGCUGAUCGGACCCCCGUUCGGAGGACUAAUGUACGAGUUCGUCGGAAAAACUGCUCCGUUCCUCAUGCUAUCUGCUCUGGCACUUGGAGAUGGAUUACUGCAACUGAUGAUCCUACAACCCGGAGUAGUUCGUCAGGAGAGCGACCCGCCGUCUUUGAAGGAACUGGUGACAGAUCCCUACAUCAUCAUUGCUGCUGGAGCCAUAACCUUUGCAAACGUCGGUAUCGCCAUGUUGGAGCCAAGCCUGCCAAUCUGGAUGGUGGACACCAUGCAAGCCAGUCGCUGGCAGCAGGGCGUGGCGUUCCUGCCAGCUAGCAUUUGCUAUCUUAUCGGGACUAACCUGUUCGGGCCGCUCGGACAUAAGAUGGGUCGCUGGUUAGCCGCCUGCUCUGGACUAAUCAUCAUCGGCGUCUGUCUUAUCCUGAUCCCCAUGGCCCGCAAGCUCGAGCAUCUGAUCAUACCCAACGCCGGACUAGGAUUCGCCAUUGGCAUGGUGGAUUCCAGUAUGAUGCCGGAAUUGGGCUUUUUAGUGGACAUCCGACACGCCGCGGUGUAUGGCUCCGUCUACGCUAUAGGAGACACGGCUUUCUGCUUGGGGUACGCUGUGGGUCCUGCAUUCUCCGGUACCUUGGUAAACAGCAUCGGCUUCGAGUGGAUGCUGGUCAUCAUCGCCGUCCUCAACUUCGCGUACGCGCCAUGUUUGCUACUGCUUCGCUCGCCGCCAGCGAGAGAUGAGAAGCAGAGCCUAAUAAUAAGCGACAAAUCAUCAGUUCGCUACGUAAGCUACCAAAACGAGGAAGAAGAAUAAACAACUAUUUUGCCGCCAUCUUGACCGCCCGCCAUCAUGUUUCUUUCGUCAAAAGUUUUUUUUUUUAUUUCUGACUGAGACCAUGAAGGUUUCAGCCAUGUAGGUUUAAAUCAUGAAUACUUUUUAAGUGACAUGUGCCAAUAUUUUUAUUUUAAGGGGUUUGCUUAGUAGGUUUAGAGACGUCUAAGGAGUGUUUAUAUAAAAAAAAGUGUGAAUGAGACCAAAUAUAUGGCCUAUAUUGCCCAAGGAAGUAGCUAUAUAUUUCUUCGAUAUAUUUCAACUAUCUAUCUUCAUAGUUUCGACCAAUUUUCUCGAAUAUGUGUAUGUAAAUACCUAUUGGUAUAUAUUUCGAUAUACGAUUAAAUAUAGCCUUCUAGUCAGGGUGUCUGUAUAUGCCAAACAUAUCUGUGGAA
This is a messenger RNA of Leguminivora glycinivorella, 1983 nucleotides long. It is a transcript of the gene Vmat, whose product is annotated as synaptic vesicular amine transporter. Lineage: Eukaryota; Metazoa; Arthropoda; Insecta; Lepidoptera; Tortricidae. The transcript has 13 exons. The coding region runs from base 125 to 1570 and encodes 481 amino acids. The record is from RefSeq and is a predicted model, not a curated record. Gene Ontology annotation, biological process: transmembrane transport; aminergic neurotransmitter loading into synaptic vesicle. Gene Ontology annotation, molecular function: serotonin:sodium:chloride symporter activity. Gene Ontology annotation, cellular component: synaptic vesicle membrane; terminal bouton.